Molecule: messenger RNA, 3475 nt
Organism: Triticum aestivum (bread wheat)
Lineage: Eukaryota; Viridiplantae; Streptophyta; Magnoliopsida; Poales; Poaceae
Product: putative disease resistance protein RGA4
Exons: 5
Coding region: 1216-3309 (697 amino acids)
Molecular function (GO): ADP binding
Source: RefSeq, a predicted model, not a curated record
CAAGCCCGUCUCAGUUCACCUCUCCGCCGCCGCCGAGCUCUGCGGCUCCCAGCCUCGCCGCCGCGGCCGCGGCCGGGGAGAGUUGGGGAGGCAUGCCAAGGGACGGCGUUCGGUCUGCAGGCGAGCAGCCUGAGCGGCGCCGUCCGUGGUGGGGCGGAUGGGGAGCGACGCGCACCUCUGCGACGAUCCCGACGACGCCUCCGCCCCGGCCCUCCUCGACCGUCUCAGUUCACCUUUCCUAGCAGCGCUCGGACUGAUUUAUGGUCAAGAUUUGGCGGCAUGGUCCCCGGAGGGUUCAGCCUUCCUUAUACUCCUAUUUCAGAGUGGCCGCAGCGUGCGAAAUGGCCAAUGAGAGAGGUGGCUAGAGGAGAUAUUGAGCCCGAGGCAGAGCAUCCUCUGUUCCCUCACAUCAGGGAGGGGGUGCCGGCUCCAGUGGCGACAGACGGUGCUUCUUCGAUGGCUGGCGGCUAGGCAGAGACGUUGUCGAGGAAACCUGAUGAACGGCGGCAGGUACAACAGGCUCCCUACACCUGGAUCUUAUUGGCCGUUCCACAAGCAAGGAUAUUGAAAAUUAUUAACCAAGGUUCCAAGUAGAUUGCUAAAUUUGGUCAACCAGCCUGGCAGCAGAUACGAAGAAUAUGAGUUCAGUGUAAGUAAUCGUACAAAUCUUCUGAUUCUCUUAUUUGCUUGUGAUCCUGCUAUCUGUAUCGUAAACUGUUUAUGAUUUUUCUGUGGAUGAGGGCAACUAUGCAAUCCAUAUUAUUUCUGGUAGAUGGUCCAUCAGUGAACUCUAGAACUAAAGAAUUAGCAAGUCUUCAAUGAGCUCAAAAGGUACAUACAGACCAAAGCACGCAUCAGGGAAUAGGAUUGUUCUCUAUUCCUUUUCAUUUUCAGAGGGAGAUGAGAUCACAUUCUUUCCUUCUCUCUGGUUCCUGGAUUUCCCUUUCCCUUUACAGCAAGAAAGACUUGAGAUUCUUUUUCUUGACCCUUGCCUGCUGGCAAAGUUAAAGCUAACGUGUGCUGUGUUGCGUGCAUUACCACAAUUAAGCAAGGUAGAUGAUCCCUUUCCAUCUCGGUGGAGCAUGUGUCGUGUCAUAAAUAACAUAUGGCCAUGCAUGAGUUGGUAGCUGCGUCAUUUCUGGCACGUGCUGUCUUCACACCUCCUCCAAUUGGCAUACAACUUGAGAGAGAAAACGUACGGUGAAGACGAACAACAUGGCGCAUGUAGCCGGUUUGCUCGCCUCGGCUGUGGUCUCAGCGGUGGGCAAUAAGCUGGGUUCCGCCAUUGGGGAUGAGGUCACGAUGCUGUGCAACUUCAAGGACGACCUCAAGGACAUGAAGGACACAUUGCAGUACAUGGAGGCGGCGCUCAAGGAUGCUGAGAGGCGGUCUGUCAUGGAGGAGUUGGUGCGGCUGUGGCUCAACCAGCUCAAGAACGCUGCCUACGACAUCUCUUACAUGCUCGAUGAGUUCCAAGUUAACAGUGAACCAGCCUCCAGAAAGAUGAUUGGGAAGCUGGACUGUUUUGCUAUUGCACCCAAGAUUACCAUGGCUUAUAAGAUGAAGAAGAUGAGAGGUCAGCUGAGGAAGAUCAAAGAGGAUCAUGAGAGUUUCAAAUUCACACAUGAUAACUCGAGCCUAAUUAAUGUGCAUCAGCUUCCCGAUCCACGGGAAACAACGUCACAUGUCAUUGAAUCACUCAUCAUAGGGAGAGACAAAGACAGGAUGAAUGUCCUUUCUUUGUUAUCCAAAAACAACAACAACAAAGAAGAUAUCACAGUUCUUCCUAUUUGUGGGCUUGGAGGCAUAGGAAAGACAACUUUGGCACAACUGGUCUUCAAUGAUGCUCAGUUCAAAGAUUAUGAUCAUCGGGUAUGGGUCUAUGUAUCCCAGGUGUUUGACUUGAAAAAAGUAGGGAACUCCAUAAUUUCUCAAGUACUGGGGAAAGGAAGCCAGAAUCUAGAUACAAGGCAGUUGAUAGACCAACACCUUAAAGAUCUGCUUCGAGAUAAAAAAACUUUAAUUGUUUUAGAUGACCUAUGGGAGACAGAUUACUUCCAACUGGAUCAACUCAAGCUUAUUGUGAAUGUAAGCUCCAAGAUGAAAGUCCUAGUUACAACACGCAGCAUAGACAUUGCAAGAAAAAAUUGUACUGUUGAACCAUACAUGUUAGAUCUCUUGGACAAUGACAUGUGCUGGAGAAUAAUCAAGCAAAAUAGUGGCUUUGAAUCUAGAGCUGAUAAAGAGCAAGUUAAACCAAUUGGACAGAAGAUUGCAAAGAAAUGUGGAGGUUUGCCAUUAGCAGCUCAAGCACUUGGAUUCUUGCUAUUUGGAAUGGAUCUUAGUGACGGGAAAGCAAUGUCUAAUAGUGAUAUUUGGGAUGAACCGUUUUCUGAUAGUACAGUGUUACCAUCCUUGAAGUUAAGUUACAAUACUUUGCCACCAUAUUUGAGGUUAUGCUUUGCCUAUUGUGGCAUCUUUCCUAAAGGUCACAAUAUAAGUAAAGAUGAUCUUAUCCAUCAAUGGAUUGCUCUGGGUUUCAUCGAGCCAUCUAAUAACUUUUCGGCCAGACAACUUGGCGAGAAGUAUGUUACACAAUUCCUGGGGAUGUCUUUCCUUCAUCAUUCAAAAUUUGCUGAGAAAUUUGGAAAAACAAUGUUCACCAUGCACGAUCUAGUUCAUGAUCUCGCAAGAUCAGUCAUUACCGAAGAGUUGGUUGUCUUUGAUGCUGAAAUAGUGAGCGAUGCUACAAAAAAAGAAUACCGCAUCUAUGCAUCUCUCGCAAAUUGCAAUAUUUCAGAUUACAGCAAGGUGAGGAAGGCGUCAACUAUUUUCCGACCCAAGUUAAGGGCGAUGCAUUUUUCGGAUUGUGAAUUCCAUGGCGGUGCAUUUUCAUUUCCAAAGUGCUUGCGAGUCUUGGAUCUAUCUGGAUGCUCCAUCACAGAGUUUCCAAGCGCUCAAGGACAACUGAAGCAACUGGAGGUUCUUAUUGCUCCAAAGCUACAAGAUCAUCAAUUUCCCGAUAGCAUCACUCAGCUCUCCAAAUUACAUUACCUGAACCUCAAUGGAUCACGUGAAAUAUCAGCAAUACCAAGCUUGGUUAGCAAACUUGUGAGACUGGCGCAUCUUAACUUAUCUUAUUGUACUAGUGUCAAAGUCAUACCAGAGACUCUGGGAAGCCUAAAAAACAUUCAAACACUAGACCUCUCAUGGUGUGAGAAACUCGAGUCCAUUCCAGAGAGCCUUGGAAACCUGCAAAACCUUCAAAUACUAGACCUCUCGUGCUGCUUUGAACUAAAGUGCCUUUGAGAGAGCAUUAGAAGCCUCAAAAACCUUCAAACGCUCGACCUGUCAAGCUGUUGUAAACUAGUGUCCCUUCCGAAGAACCUUGGAAGCCUCAAAACCCUUCAAACACUUGACCUCUCAGGGUGUAAUAAGCUAGAGUCCCUUCCGGAGAGCCUUGGAAGCCUCAAAA